AUGAUUUCACGAUCAUCCCAGUUAUAUAUCGCACUCGGUAUAGCUUUAUCUCUUGGAUCAUUCGGGCUUCAUGGAUUAUUUGUCUUUCUUAUUUGUAUUCUGUGUUUUGUUGGCGGGUUCUCCUAUAUUAUUUACCGUCGUGGAGAAGAGAAUUAUAGGGAGCUUGAAGCUGAUUUCAAUGCUUUGAAGGAUUUUAAAUUCCGGCCUGGAAUUGGCACGUUUCUAAAAAAUAGGAAUCGUUUCAAUGACAAAUCCAUGUACGAGCAAAUACACUCGAUGACCAAUUCCCCAGGAAUGGAUGCUGUUCUGGAGCAGAUGCUUUCUUAUGUCAUGAGAGAUUUUGUUGAUUCAUGGUACAAGAAGAUCACCAACGACGAACUGUUCAGAGAGAGUUUGAAGAGAACAGCUCGCAGAUCUAUCGGUUCUUUGUCUCAAUGCAUGAGACAAGUGGAUUGGGUCCCGUUUUUUACUCGCCACGUAGUUGACGAUUUCGCCUCGCAUCUUCGACUUUAUCGGAUGGCUAGCGAGAAAUUUAAGUUCUUGGGGAAAAAGGACGAAAUAAUUACAUCAGAGAAUGAUUUGUUGAGUCAUUUCUUUGACUAUGAAUUGGAGAUGGAGAAGACAUUAUGCAGAGACCUCUUAUGCACCACUCCUCACUAUGAAAAUGCCUACUUACACGAUGUCGUUGAUAUUGUACUUUACCUCAUCAUGCCUCCAGAAGAUUUUCGCUGCAGACCGCUAAGGUUUUUACUUCGAGAAGUGAUUGUGCGACGGCUCAUUCUCCCUCUUCUAGACCAUUUCUCCGAGGCUGAUGAAAUGAACCAGAUUCUCAUUUGGCUGCUCAGCGAAAUAUCGCCGAGACCAGAUGAUUUCAUAAUUUGUCUUGAGAAUAGUAAUUCUCUUGAUGAGUUGGAAGCAAUCUACAAAUCGGUUCAGGAAGAAAAAGUGGUAUUGCGAGGAAAAGAUUCUGGUGGUGAACAAGGCGUCUUUGUCAAGCAACAACUCAGCAGCCUGGAUUUUGUCGAUAGCCUCAUCAAGAAAAGACUUAUUCUCCUUGCUAACAACACGGUUGAUAACGGCGGACUAGAUGUGGCACGAGCUCUUUGCCUGUCUGAUGAUGGACUGGUGCAACUUCCACUCCACGUCGUUCUUACUAAUGGAGUUGCUGUAUCGUAUUUCAUAGAUUAUCUCCAAACUGUUGGAGGCCAAAACUACAUCGAUUUCUAUCUAGCGAUUGAGGGUUUUAAAGUGUCGGUGGAGCAUCAGUUAAGGACGCUUUCCAACGGUGAGACCGUUGGGAGUGACGUUUAUGAAACGAUUAAGGAAGCGGCGCAAUUUAUGUAUCAGCAGUAUCUUUCUCAAGAGGCGAUAACACGUGUACCACUCGAUGAAAGUGUCAUAGCCAAAUUUCUUGCUCGGGUGAGGAACGAUGAGCCUUGCGAUUUUUGGUUUGAACAAAUCCAGGAGAAGGUCAUUGAAAUAUUGCGUACCGACGAACACUUCUACCCAGGUUUCAAAAAGAAUCCUUUGUAUGCGAAGAUGCUUGUUGAGCUGGGCAUAAACAGUGAUGAGGAUCGUCCAGAAACACCAGCAUCAGAUGCUGGAUCUGCGUACUCCGCAUCUGGUGUUUCUGAUCAAGAGCGACGUACUUCGUCGAGCGAGAUCAUAGAGGAGAGUAUGGUGAAUGACGGCAAGCCAGUAAUGUCAGCAGCAGUGGAAACACUUGGAAUUGGCCAGCAGGGGAGGCAGUCAUUUGCGCUGUACAAUGUGCGUGUAAGCAGAUCAGUUAAUGGCAAGAAAGUUAGUGGAUGGAAUGUGCUGCGGAGAUAUAGUGAUUUCCACACUCUACAUGCGUUUAUUAUACAGAAGUAUCCGAAACUCUCCAACUUGUCGUUCCCAGGAAAGAAAACAUUUAACAACUUGGAUGCUCAUUUCUUGGAAAGAAGAACGAAGGCUUUGAACUUGUUUCUGGAUUGCGUUCUUCAACCAUCAAUGUUUGAUACCUAUGCUGAGCUAGAAAGUAUAAUGUUCGAUUUUCUCAGUCAGAAAGAGUAUUUGGGGAACAGAGAGCCCAUAGCUAAAAAGGUCAUAUCUGCAAUGUUCGAUCCCAUCAAGUUGGGCGUAAAAGCUGUGGGUAGCACCGUACUAGCUGUGCCUGACCAGGUGUAUGGCGGUGUGUCUAAGGUCGGUGCUGGAAUCAAUAACGCAGCGAAAGUUAUCAUUCAUCCUCUAAAUGGAGCUCCGAAGGCACCAGUUAUUGACACGGACCGUGUGGCUGCCGCAAUAACGGAUGAUGACUCGACUGCUGAUAACAACAUACCUCUCCGUGUGCUGAUUUUAUUUGUUGAUGAAGUUUUCGGUGUGCGUGCAAGAAACGCGUGGUUUCGACGACAGCUGGUAACAGUCCUUCGACAAUUUGUAACGCCAUUCGGUACGUCUAUCAACAAGCGCAUUGUAGACCUAGUGCACUGGUUGACCAGCGAACAACAAGUCACCCUGUAUUUUACUGCACUGAGGGAUUCAGUGUGGCCAAAUGGGCAACUUGCAAGCAGUUCUCUGCCACGCUCACCUGAGCUAAAAGCACGUGCAAGAAUUUUAGCUAAAUCUCUGAUGUUGUCUGCUUUGCCAGACGAACUACGAUUGAUCCUCGGUGCAGAUACGACCUAUACGGGUAUAAAUACCAUAUCAUGCGCAUUGCAGAAUAAGCAAUUGAAUCGUCGUUUGUUAAGGAUGUGUCGAGGUGCUGGGCUUCGUUUCAUGAGUAAGGCGGCUGAAACUAUGGAGGAAGCCCUGAGAAAGGCUCUAAAUGAAGAAGUAAAACCGUUUGGUCGCGGCGGAGGCGGCUGCAUCAAUUCUGGCCGAGGCUACGAGUCAAAAUCACUUGGCAAGGUAUUUGUCAAGUCCAACAUAAAGAAAGGAUCAGAUGUCAUGUUUCGUGGAGAAUUCGCAUCACUGAAAGCUAUGCUCGAAACUGGGACAGUACGCGUUCCAAGACCUAUUAGUGUCGUGAACCUCGGAGCGCAUGGAUGGGCACUGGUUACUGAAUAUAUCGAGAUGGGUGGUGGAAAUCGUCAGGACUUAGUGAAACUAGGCACGCAGCUGGCAAGGAUGCACAAACACAAUGAAGAGUGCUUGCAAGCAUCAGAACGCUCGGGAAGCUAUGUCGGUGGAGGCCAUACUACUGGCAAUUAUAAGCAAGGCGUAAAGCAAUUUGGAUUCCAUACGUCGACUUGCUGUGGUUUUAUACCUCAAAAUAACGAGUGGUGUGAUGAUUGGGCGACAUUCUUCGUUCGAAACCGUUUGAAACUACAAGUUGAUUUAUUAAUCGAGAAAGGCGAUAGAGACAUCAAAUCCGUGUGGCCGGAACUGGAAAGAAAGGCGACACAGCUUCUCGCUCCAUGUGCUGACGUGGUACCGGGGUUGAUUCACGGAGACUUGUGGGGUGGAAACUGGUCGAGCUGCGAUGACGGACCAGUUAUCUUCGAUCCUGCGGGCGCAUUCUGUGAUCCAGAAUUCGAACAGGGGAUUAUGAACAUGUUCGGUGGAUAUGGAAGCGAUUUCUGGGCAGAGUAUCACAAAGUUCUGCCGGAGAGACCGGGCCGAAGACAACGUGUUCUACUAUAUGAACUAUUUCAUCAUCUUAAUCAUUGGAACCAUUUUGGAUCAUCAUAUAAAGGCUCCUCUAUGUCAAUAAUACAUCAGAUCACUGGUUCAUGA
This is a messenger RNA of Necator americanus (New World hookworm), 3717 nucleotides long. RefSeq lists its product as uncharacterized. The record is from RefSeq and is a predicted model, not a curated record. Gene Ontology annotation, biological process: positive regulation of GTPase activity. Gene Ontology annotation, cellular component: early endosome. The transcript has 31 exons. NCBI's taxonomy places the organism in Eukaryota, Metazoa, Nematoda, Chromadorea, Rhabditida, Ancylostomatidae. The coding region runs from base 1 to 3717 and encodes 1238 amino acids. Gene Ontology annotation, molecular function: phosphatidylinositol binding.